CCGCGUGUCGUCCUGAAAAAGAAGGAAAAGCAGGCACUCAAACACGAGCUGUUUCUGAAACGUCUGGAGUCGUCUCGCUCACCAUACUCGAAAUCCCACGAGCGACGGCUGAAGCGCAAGGCGAAAGAGCAGGUCGCUGGUGGCAUGAGUGACAUGCAAGCCGCCAUCUCCGCAGUAGAUGACGAUGCGUUGGCACAAGAUGCGCAGUCUUCUGAAGACCCGAGUCAUGGUAAUGAAACGCGACCAAAGCCGAAAGCUAAACCUGGACAGAUUGGUGAGGGGAAGGGCGCACCGUUGAGCAAAUCGCAACGAAAGCGCGCGUUACAACUCGAGCGUAUGCGUAUACCCCUCAUCCUGUCGAACCCAGAGUUUGCUUCAAAUCCCUUCCAGACAAUUCGGACGCACGCUCAGAAUACGUUGUUGAAGCAUGAGCCCGCGCAAUAG
Molecule: messenger RNA, 444 nt
Organism: Postia placenta MAD-698-R-SB12
Lineage: Eukaryota; Fungi; Basidiomycota; Agaricomycetes; Polyporales; Adustoporiaceae
Exons: 3
Biological process (GO): maturation of SSU-rRNA from tricistronic rRNA transcript (SSU-rRNA, 5.8S rRNA, LSU-rRNA)
Cellular component (GO): 90S preribosome; nucleolus; preribosome, small subunit precursor
Source: RefSeq, a predicted model, not a curated record